Molecule: messenger RNA, 1171 nt
Organism: Anolis sagrei ordinatus
Lineage: Eukaryota; Metazoa; Chordata; Lepidosauria; Squamata; Anolidae
Source: RefSeq, a predicted model, not a curated record
GAGCGGGGCGGGGCGCAGGACUUAGGGAGUUGUGCUGUCAAGAGACGGGCCAGUUCAGGGCCAGGCUGCUGGUGGCGCGCGGGAGUACUUGGCACGGGGCGAGCCUCCAGCACACUUUUUCCCCCUCCUCCUCAACGGGCUUUUCACUUGCUUUUCGGAGGCGCGAGGCAUGGAACCCCACCGCUGGCUGCCGCUGGAGGCGAACCCUGACGUCACGAACCAGUUUCUCAAACAGCUGGGGAUACAACCCAGCUGGCAAUUUGUAGAUGUGUAUGGCAUGGAUCCAGAACUCCUUAGCAUGGUGCCAAGGCCUGUCUGUGCUAUUCUUCUUCUUUUUCCAGUUACAGAAAAGUAUGAAACUUUCCGAACAGAAGAGGAAAAUAAAAUAAAAGCUGAAGGCCAAGAAGUGAAACCAACAGUAUAUUUCAUGAAGCAAACAAUCAGUAAUGCCUGUGGAACUAUUGGACUGAUUCAUGCUAUUGCAAACAAUAGAGAUAAAAUUACCUUUGAAGCAGACUCUUCUUUGAAGAAGUUCUUAGACGAUUCGGUAAACAUGAAUCCUGAAGAGAGGGCCAAAUUCCUAGAAACCUAUGAAGCUAUACGUGUUACUCAUGAAUCCAGUGCCCAUGAAGGUCAGACUGAGUCUUCAUCAUCCCUGCUGCCCUCGCCAUCCUCACCACAACUUCAGUACUUUAGCCACUGCAAAAUGAAGGCUUCAUCUUUGCGUCGCUCUGCAUCCUUGACACUGAUCAGAUGUGAUCAUGUAGCCCCUGUAAAGGCUACAAGCCCACCUGUCUGCCUUCAGCGUUGGAGGCCCACAAUACCUUUAUCAGCUAUUGGGCUCCACUGUGUUGUAAGUGUAGUCUCUCUUCCGUUUCUUCUCUGCGGAAAGACUUUUGCCUCAGCAUUUCAGCUUAGAACUGCUUCUGUUCUCUGAAUUCUAUUCUGGACUUUUCUUGGUGUAGGAUGCUCUCAACCGCGAGGCUUUGCUGUCUUAAAUCCUCAAAAAAAGCUCUCCCAAAUGAAUAUCAACACCAAAGAUGAGGAAAAUUAUUACUUCUUCAAUAUUUUUAUCCUAUCUAUUACCUGGUUGCUUUUGCCUUAUUGGUGUUUCAGUGGGACUUGCAAAACUUCUCAUUCUGUGCCAAAUCCUCUUCCUUCGCAUCUGAUU